This is a messenger RNA of Hipposideros armiger (great roundleaf bat), 1979 nucleotides long. It is a transcript of the gene SOX1, whose product is annotated as SRY-box transcription factor 1. The transcript is spliced from 3 exons. The record is from RefSeq and is a predicted model, not a curated record. Gene Ontology annotation, biological process: brain development; negative regulation of transcription by RNA polymerase II; neuron differentiation. The coding region runs from base 567 to 1979 and encodes 470 amino acids. Gene Ontology annotation, cellular component: nucleus. Gene Ontology annotation, molecular function: RNA polymerase II cis-regulatory region sequence-specific DNA binding; DNA-binding transcription activator activity, RNA polymerase II-specific. NCBI's taxonomy places the organism in Eukaryota, Metazoa, Chordata, Mammalia, Chiroptera, Hipposideridae.
CCCUCCCGGCGCCCCCUCCGCGCCUUGCUCCCCGCCAGGCACCUGGGACCCGCACACGCCCCGCGCACGCGGCGCACCGCCCUGUUAGAAGUUGCAGCCCCGGAGUUGGAGGCCGCUGAGGACCGAGUGCGAGAGAAAGGAGGCAGCGCGCAGCGGCGGCCGGGGAGGAGGCGGCGGCGAGCCCUGGACCGGGCCCCGCGAAUCACUCUCGUCCCGGAAAGUGGACCUGCAACUUGGCCACGACUGCACCUGUUUGUAUCGCUCUGCCGAGGGCGACCCGGCUGCGGCGAGGACGGCGACUCCGGCCAUCAGCCUCUUUCGCAAGUGGUUUGUGCUCGAGGAGAAACUUUCCACCUGUGAGCCGGACGGGCGCUGAGUGCGUGUGUUUUUGCCUCUUUUUUGUUGUUUUUGCCUCCAUCCCCCCCCCUUCUCUUUGCUAAGACCUCUCCCCACACACCCACCCCCAAGUCUCGCUCUGUUUGAGCCCCCCUCUGUCUCCCCGCCCCCCGACCGUCUAUGCUCCAGGCCCUCUCCGCGCGGUGCCGGUGAACCCGCGAGCCGCCCCAAUGUACAGCAUGAUGAUGGAGACCGAUCUGCACUCGCCUGGCGGCGCCCAGGCCCCCACGAACCUGUCAGGCCCGGCCGGGGCGGGCGGCGGCGGGGGCGGCGGCGGUGGGGGUGGUGGCGGCGCCAAGGCCAACCAGGACCGGGUCAAGCGGCCCAUGAACGCCUUCAUGGUGUGGUCCCGCGGGCAGCGACGCAAGAUGGCCCAGGAAAACCCCAAGAUGCACAACUCGGAGAUCAGCAAGCGCCUGGGUGCCGAGUGGAAGGUCAUGUCCGAGGCCGAGAAGCGGCCGUUCAUCGACGAGGCCAAGCGGCUGCGCGCGCUGCACAUGAAGGAGCACCCGGAUUACAAGUACCGACCGCGCCGCAAAACCAAGACGCUGCUCAAGAAGGACAAGUACUCGCUGGCCGGCGGGCUGCUAGCUGCCGGUGCGGGCAGUGGCGGCGCAGCCGUGGCCAUGGGCGUGGGUGUGGGCGCGGCGGCCGUGGGCCAGCGCCUCGAGAGCCCGGGCGGUGCGGCGGGCGGCGGCUACGCGCACGUCAACGGCUGGGCCAACGGCGCCUACCCCGGCUCUGUGGCGGCGGCGGCCGCAGCCGCUGCCAUGAUGCAGGAAGCGCAGCUGGCCUACGGGCAGCACCCGGGCGCGGGCGGCGCGCAUCCGCACGCGCACCCUGCGCACCCGCACCCGCACCACCCGCACGCGCACCCGCACAACCCGCAGCCCAUGCACCGCUACGACAUGGGCGCGCUGCAGUACAGCCCCAUCUCCAACUCGCAGGGCUACAUGAGCCUAGCUAGCCGGGGAUCUGUGCCGCCAGGAGAGAAAACCCUAAUGGCGGGAUUAGUCCCAGGCUGGAUGACAAAGACCACGGAAGGGGCACGGGCCCUGCAAUUAACAAGAUUGCAGUGUGGGGAAGCGGUGGAGCCCGCGCGGAGCGAUUGUGAGGGGCUCUGCUGGAAUUUGGCAGCGCGGAGGCUUGGAGAGCAGCCCCAUGCUGGCUCCUAUUCAGCAGGCCAGUUUUCCUCGAGCUUUGGAAGUUUCACUCAGCCGUGCACUCAAUGGCUUCACAAAGCUGAUUACAAGCUUCAGCGCAUUCCUGAAGGAGCCAAAAGCGACGCAGGUGCAAACGAGCCGAGGGAGCCCCUUAUCCCGGUGACAGAAUGGGACAAGCUGGGAAAGGCUUGGACCACACAAAUCCAAGCUCACCAGGCAGCAGAAAGCCUGCCUUGGGAACCGGGGGUCAUUAUCCGCCCUAUUCAGCUGGGCCCAGGGACCCUGGGGGCCUGGGAGGCCUGCCCGGGCGGGAGCGCCAGCGCCAGCGCGCGCCUGGGGGAGUGGGGACCUCGCUGGGCCCUGCGGCCAGGCUGGGGCGCUGGACGGCGGUUUGUGGGUUUACACCGACAGCAUCAGUGA